Molecule: messenger RNA, 1457 nt
Organism: Cuscuta epithymum
Lineage: Eukaryota; Viridiplantae; Streptophyta; Magnoliopsida; Solanales; Convolvulaceae
Source: the annotation of a GenBank genome assembly
AUUGCCCCUAAUACCUUUGAGGCCAUUUAUGAUAUCUAUCGAGACUUUCAUGAGUUUAAGGACUCCAUCAACGUGAAAAAUCCCCUUAGGAUCAAACCUCACACCAUUACCUGGAAACCUCCUCCGACCAACCAUUUUACCUUGAAUGUCUCUCACACCUAUGUUGGUCACACUCAAAACUUUGGCUUCCUCAUUCGUAAUAACCAAGGGAGAUUGGUCACCCAUCUUUUUCAAAGCCUCUUCAACACCUCUAAACACAAAGCUUUCAUUGAGGCCUUACACUCUUUUUUUAAUUGUUGCAGGCACAAGUUAGGGAUGGACUGGGCCGGGCCGAACCGGCCCGGAACCGGACCGGCCCGCUACUGUGCGGGCCCGGACCGGACCGGGCCCGGUUGGCCGGUUCCGGGCUUUUAGCCCGUUUUGGCGGGUCGGGCGGGCCGGUUCCGGGCCCUGUUUUUGUUGAACCGGCCCGGGCGGUUCGGGCCGGGCCCGGUUCAUUUUUUUUUUUUUUUUUUUGGUUUUUUCAAUUUUUUUUCUUUUCCUAGGGUAGGGCUGGGUGUUUUAGGGAGGUUUGGGGCGUGGGGGUGAGGGGGGGGGGGGGUAGGGAGAUAACAAGAAAGUCAAAAAAAAAAAAAAAAAAAAAAACAUUGAACCGGGCCCGGCCCGGCCCGGCCCGGUUAGGCCCGGACCCGGUAUCAACCCGGGCCGGUUCCGGGCCCAUGUAACCCGAAAAAAAGCCCGCCCGGGCCCGGCCCGGAACCGGAACCGGCCCGGCCCGGGUCCAUCCCUAGGCACAACAGGCAGAUCGUAAACAUCAUUGAAAUCUCCAAUCAAUUGGUCUUGCAGUCUGUCAAUCUAAACUGUGUGCAUCAUUGGGAAUCGAUCUACUCUAUCACUUUGCAUAAGGAAGAUUUUACAUCAUAACCGAAUUCUCUUACGUCAUAUACCGGAAUCUGCUAAUAUUGUGGCGAAUGCUAUCAGCCUUGGAGUUGAUGUUGAAUCUUCCCGUUUUAAAAACAUUCUCAAAUUUGAUGCCAUUGCCUAUCCCUAUGUUUUGUAAUCUUGUUUUGCAUUGCUUUCGGUAGGUUAGGCUCGAUGUCCCCCCUACCUUUCGGAGGUGUCAUUGGUAAAGUCGUAAAGAGGCUUCAUUCAAUGAUGGCCGCUUAUGAACUUAUGAAGGGUUCUUGCUACUUAAAGCAGGUUAGUUUACCAGACUAAUUAUUUCAAUCUUGGUAUUUUUUUCUUUCAUUUUUUCAUUGUGUAGUUUAUGGUGAAGUGGUGAUUAUGGCAACCUACAAGUAUUAUUUAAUUAUUAUCAAUAUGGUCCGAUCCUGAAUGAUAUUGGAGAGUGAGGUUGUUACUUGUAAAACGACUACAGUUAUUUGAAGACACAAUGGGCUUUAAGCAGGCAUGUCUUUAUGUAUUUUCCAAACCAAAGUCUAUUCUCUAGAAUUCUA